This is a messenger RNA of Verticillium alfalfae VaMs.102, 765 nucleotides long. RefSeq names its product general amino acid permease AGP2. Gene Ontology annotation, cellular component: membrane. Gene Ontology annotation, molecular function: amino acid transmembrane transporter activity. The record is from RefSeq and is a predicted model, not a curated record. The transcript has a single exon. Bases 202 to 765 code for a protein of 187 amino acids. Gene Ontology annotation, biological process: amino acid transmembrane transport. NCBI's taxonomy places the organism in Eukaryota, Fungi, Ascomycota, Sordariomycetes, Glomerellales, Plectosphaerellaceae.
GUGUCGCAGUUCAUUAUUCUUCUCUUGCUCGCAUUCCUGAGUCUGAGACCCGAACCGCACGCAGCUUCCAUUUGCGCGCGUCGGCUCAUUAACCAUCCCUCGUGCGAUUUGAUCGUCCUCUUUUGUCCUGUUUUAAUACAGCAUACCUUGUCUUCCUUCUCCAUCAUCUACCCUCAUCAAUAGCAGCAUCUCCUGCCCACCAUGGCGGCACCACCCAAAGAUUUCGACACUGGGCCACAGCCCCUUGGGGCUACCCAAGAGAAAGGCCAGUCCCUGCGCGCUAACAGCAGCGACGGUGAGCUUCGCGAGGGCGUUAUUGAGCGCGACAACGCCGACCAGCUCCAGCGACAUCUCGGCAAUCGUCAGAUCCAGCUGAUCGCGAUUGGCGGCUCCAUCGGUACUGCCCUCUUCGUCAGCAUCGGCACUGGUCUCCAGCGCGGCGGGCCAGCUUCUCUCUUCCUCGGUUACCUCACUCAGUCCAUUGUGCUCGCAUGCGUCAGCAACGGCUUGGCCGAGAUGUGUGUCUACAUGCCCAUCUCUGGCGCCUUCAUCCGCUUCGCCGGCAAGUGGGUGGACGAAGCUUGGGGAUUCAUGGCUGGUUGGAACUUUUUCUUCUAUGAAGCCUUCCUGAUCCCCUUUGAGAUUGCGGCCCUGAACCUAGUGCUCGGCUUUUGGCGUGACGAUAUUCCUGAAGCUGCUGUGUGUGUUGGAUGCAUCGUGUUGUACGCCUUGCUCAAUGUCGUCGCCGUCAAGUACUUUGGGUAA